AUGUUGCCCACUUCGCAGGCCAACGCCUUGGUCUACUCGACCUUGUGCGGCUUUCUGCUCGUCGGUCUCUUUGCCGGCUACAAGGUCCGCAACACUACCGACUUCUUGUCCGGUCUUCGUACUCAGAGUGUCUUCCCACUCACGCUCAACUGGAUCGCAUCAAACAUGUCGUCAUCGCUCUUCUUCGGCUACCCACAGCUUGCCGUCAUCCCCAACGCCGGUAUUCUUGGUCUUGCCGCCUACUGCUUCUCGACCGUUGCCCCUCUCUGGGUCUUUGCUUGGCUCGGACCUCAAAUUCGACGCAUCUGCCCUGAUGGUUUUACGCUUUCCGAGUACAUCCGACGCCGCUACGGAUGGCCCGUCGGUGUUCUCUCUGCCCUUAUCUUUGUCGGUUUCAUGUUCUGCUUCAUGCUUGUCGAGCUUAACACCUACGGCUCCACUGUCAACGUUCUCGGUGGUGUCAACCCCACCAUCGCCGCCCUGGUCAUUGCACUCAUCACGACCAUCUACACGGCUUACGGUGGCUUCAAGGCCUCGCUCUACACUGACAACGCGAAUGCCAUCAUCAUCAUGAUCUUUAUCGUCAUCGCCUCAAUUGCUGUUGGUGUCAACCUCGACAUCGACCACGCUCGAGUCGAGUCGUCCGGUCUGCUCAAGCCCCAGCGACUCGGUGGAGAGCUCUGGUACAUCCUGACUGCUGCUUUGGUCUUCAGUCAAAUGUUUAACCAGGGUUUCUGGCAGCGCGUUUUCGCGUCCAAGAACAACAAGGCUUUGUACCUCUCGGUCGCUUUCGCCACCAUCCCUCUCUUUGCGAUCUGCUUCAUUGUUGGUAUGGCUGGUCCACUUGCAUGGUGGUCGGGUCUCUUCGAUGGUCCUACUGCUGAAGACGACGGCUCACUCACGUUCUUCUACAUCAUCAAUACUUUGCCCAACUGGGUCACUGGUAUUGUCAUCGUUCUUGCCGGUUGUCUCAGUUCAUCGGCUUACGAUACCUUCCAGAGUGCCCAGAUCUCGACCAUCCAGAACGAUGUUUUCCUCGGCCGUCUCAACAUCUGGUGGUGUCGUCUCAUCCUUGUCUGCAUCAACGUCCCUUCCGUCGUUCUUGCCGUCAAGAACAUCGACAUUCUCGAAGUCUUCCUCAUCGCCGAUCUUGCUGGCAUCGCUUGUAUCCCUGCUUUCUUGCUCGGUCUUAUCCCCAAGCUCUACUUCCUCAACGGUGUCGAUGCUGUCGGUGGUGCCGUUGGUGGAUUCUUGACCGUCUUCCUCUUCGGUACUGCCUUCUACGGAAACGCUGCGGAUGGUAUCAAGUUGAUUGGUCUGCCCAACGGUCUGUACUUGGACGACUUUAGUGUUCUCGGUGCUUUUUUUGCCGCUCCUUUGGGUAGUAUCGGUUGGACCUUUGCUACAUGUGCUAUUCGUGCAGGUCUCACUUGGCUCUACUGCAGGUACACCGGCAACGAGUACAAGGUGUUCGAGUAUCGCGAGUUCGAUGUCAGCAAGUGGGCUUUGCCUGAGGAUCGACCUGCUGACUUCCACGGUAUUCACGGGUCGGGCAACCCCGAUGACGGACACAAGUUGGAGGAUAACGCGCUGGAAGGCAGGGCUAAGCUGAAACGUUACGGAAGUGGCGCCUCGAGUGAAGAGGUUCCUGCUCAGAAGUGA
Molecule: messenger RNA, 1662 nt
Organism: Ustilago hordei
Lineage: Eukaryota; Fungi; Basidiomycota; Ustilaginomycetes; Ustilaginales; Ustilaginaceae
Exons: 3
Coding region: 1-1662 (553 amino acids)
Biological process (GO): transmembrane transport
Cellular component (GO): membrane
Molecular function (GO): transmembrane transporter activity
Source: RefSeq, a predicted model, not a curated record